AUGGUUCCGACUGAAACAGCAGUGAUUCCUAACCAGCAUCCCGUGAAGGCUUCUACCACUAUCAUACCUGAAGAGGUUGGUUACAUACCUGUAUACCUCACUGCCUCUCUAGUCCACACGUUACCCCCACAGAUGGCUUCGGCUCACAACAGCAUGGCAGCUGAAACUGGAUACCCCACAAUGCCCACUUUCGUCUACCUUCCAUCGUGGAAUUACCGACAAGACUUAACGGACAAAGGGGUGCAGAAAUUCACAGGUGCCCUGAAGAUUAUCCACCGUGGAAAGCCACCUUUCUGCAAGCCAUCCAAGACAUGGGAUUGCCCACAGAGGAGGAGCUGA
Molecule: messenger RNA, 339 nt
Organism: Podarcis lilfordi (Lilford's wall lizard)
Lineage: Eukaryota; Metazoa; Chordata; Lepidosauria; Squamata; Lacertidae
Source: the annotation of a GenBank genome assembly